Molecule: messenger RNA, 1326 nt
Organism: Myzus persicae (green peach aphid)
Lineage: Eukaryota; Metazoa; Arthropoda; Insecta; Hemiptera; Aphididae
Product: mediator of RNA polymerase II transcription subunit 27-like
Exons: 6
Coding region: 274-1182 (302 amino acids)
Biological process (GO): regulation of transcription by RNA polymerase II
Cellular component (GO): mediator complex
Molecular function (GO): transcription coactivator activity
Source: RefSeq, a predicted model, not a curated record
UGUUGUAUUGUUAUUGUCCGUUGAAUAACGCCGGGAGCGCUAUCGUACCUGCUGAUGGUACAUCGGUUGCCCAACCUACGUGAAGUCUGGCUCUGGAUACCAUUAUCAACUCGUCAAAUAAACACUUGAUUUAAUAAUUUUUAAUAACCGGUGUAACCUGUACAGUUUUCACUUUUCUUUACCUGAUUCAAAACUGUUGUAUUGAACUAAAAAGACUAUUUACUAUACUAAUUUUUUUACAUCUACCUCUUUGAUAUACACGCUAAUACAAAUAUGGAGUUGAAUCAAAUGCAAGUUGCUUUAAAUACCGUCAAGACAUUACGAUUGGAGCUAACACAGCUCUUUAUUGAAAUUUGUGAAGGAGUAAAAGAUAACGGUUCACAAACACACGCAAAACAAAAUCAUUACUUGUAUUCUAUGAAUGAAAUGAUUGGAAAACUUGGAUUUCGUAUGAGGGAUCUUGAGGAAGUUGUUGGGUCUUUAUCUAAUCCUCCAGGUGCUAUGUCAUUGCAUAACACAUCAUUUUUAUCGCAAGAAAGCACACCUGAUCGACAAGCAUUGUACGCUCCUCUCUUGUCUUCUCAUAAAUGGCUUGAUAAUGUACAUAAAAUCAGUUCAAAUGCUGUUCAAAUUUUAAGACAAAAUUCAUUAAAAAAAUCUUAUUCCAAUUCCAGUUUGAGUAAGAAGAAACAACAACAGUCUAGCUUGCAUAAUAUAUCACCACAAGCUGUUGAUGUUUUAUUGACUAAUAUUGGUCGGAUGUUUCCUGAUAUAAGUAUUACAAUUACAAGGCGCUCUGCAUCAAAUGUUGUUCUAUUGGUUACCUUAGGUAAACUUUUACAUGCCAUUAUAUCAUUCAAAGGAGCUAUGAUGGAAUCGGUUAUUGUUAAAGGAUUUGAUGAGCCUAUUAACCUUAAUGAUUUACAACAAGAGUUUUGGCAAGAAUCAAGAUAUUAUGUGUAUCGUAAGAUAACUGAACAUGCCAUUACAGCUAUGUUACAUUUUUUUUCACCAACAUUGCCAGAUCUUUCAAUUCGAUCAUUCAUGACUUGGCUCAAUAGUUAUUUAGUAAUAUUCAAACAACCAUGUAAAUUUUGUGGAAAAAUAGAGCUUGAAGGAUACCCAGCAACUUGGAGAGAUCUAAGAACAUUAGAUACAUACCAUUAUCAAUGUGCAUUUUAAUGUUAAUGUUAAAAUGUUUUUUAAUUUUUAAUGUUUAUUUUUUUUUUUUAUAUUUACAACAAUCAUUCAAACCAAUUUAAAAUUUAUUUUAUGACUAAGAAUUAGUGUUAAUAACCUUAAUUAAGUUAUAAUUUCAAAAGUUAG